Aspergillus thermomutatus is the source of this 546-nucleotide messenger RNA. Its product is annotated as GFA family protein. Lineage: Eukaryota; Fungi; Ascomycota; Eurotiomycetes; Eurotiales; Aspergillaceae. The transcript is spliced from 2 exons. The coding region runs from base 1 to 546 and encodes 181 amino acids. The record is from RefSeq and is a predicted model, not a curated record. Gene Ontology annotation, molecular function: carbon-sulfur lyase activity.
AUGAAGAACAACACACCAGAGAAUCCCAAGCUUCCAAUGGACGGCGGAUGCGCCUGCGGCCUCGUACGGCACCGCAUUUGCCCUGAACGCAGUCAUCGAAUCUACCCUCGUCACUCUCUCCCCCAGCCCCAGCAACCGUCCCCGCGUCUGCGUCUGCCCAGCGCGACGCAAAACCAGGCCCGCCAACCGCAGUAUGACGACGACCAGGUCGUCGAGCCCGAAUCGAUCCUCACCCCAUCUGAAUCUGGCACGGGGCAGAACAUCGCAAGAUGCCCCCAGUGCCAUGUGGCAGUUUGGUCAAACUACGGCAGGGCGGGGCCGUUUUGCCGAUUCAUUCGUGUGGGAACACUGGAUGAGGCGUGGAAAGUUGGGCCGGAUGUUCAUAUUUAUACGCGAAGCAAGAGGAGCUUCGUUAGGCUGGAUGAUGGGGUACCGCAGUUUACGGGGUUUUAUCCCGGUGUUGAGGAGGUCUGGUGUGAACAGAGCUUGGAGAGGUGGGCGAAGAUUUGGCCGGAGAUUGUCAAGUAUAAGGAGGGCUUGGUUUAG